GUCCUGGUCCUAACCCAGGUCCUCACAGCGUGACACAGUGGCAACUGAGCGGGACAGACUACCAACCCCAGUCGGCCCUGAUGCAUCGCAGCUCGUUCACAGGGACAGCCGACACCCGCUUCAGUGCCUGGACCCCCAUCACAAACAAGACUUCCAACCACCAGUUGUUUGAGGAGCGGACGACCCUGGUGAUUCACUGGUUUGACCUUUGGACUGACCGCCAGAGAAAACUCUUCCUCCAGGCGCUGCUGUCACAAUGCACCAGGUCCCAGCUCAAGUCCUGCAGGGAUUGGCUGAUGCAGAUCGUGCCGGUGACGCGCGUGGACUUCACCUCCGUGUUGCCACGGUUCCUGUCUCUCUAUGUGAUGUCAUUCCUGACCCCUCGUGACCUCUGCUCUGCCGCACAGGUCAGCUGGCAUUGGAGGGUCCUGGCUGAACAGGACUGUCUGUGGUCGGUGAGGUGUGUGCGCCGGGGCUGGUUCCUGCCCUAUAAUCCAGGGGACAGAGAGUAUGGUGGGUGGAAGAGCCACUAUGUGUCCUGUGUGUCCACUCUGGACUGGCUGACACCCAGAGAGGCAGCACAAACGUACGGCACCCUCAACAUGCCCUGCUCUGGAGAGAGGGAGGAGGAGGAGGAGAGACGCAGGGAGAGGAGGAUCAGACAAACCAUCCGGGAGAGAGUGGAGGAGCAGAAGAGAGCUUCCCUGGCCUCCAGACCAGCCUGGAGGAGCAACAGCAACAGACCAGGGGGAAUAGUGGUCAGCCGUCCCCAGGGUGAGAGGCUGGUGCCUGGGAGAACGAGGAGCGUUCAGCCCUCUCCCUCCUGGUUGUCAGACAGGACGGGACGUGUCUGUUUAACCCCUGACGUCAGCCUUAACUUGACCCCCACUCUGACCCUGGAGAAGAGCCAGCUCUCCAGCCAUGUGAGGUCCCAGGCCAUGGGGGACAGUGUGAACAGAAGAGGUUGGCCCACUUCCACCAGUAGCAGACCCAGAGCCUCUUCCUCUCUCUCUCCUUCACCACCUCUUCUGCUGCUGCUGUCCAACAGGAUACCUGCCUACGAGUUGGUUCUGUGUGGUGUGAGAGUAGGAGUGGUGGUGGUUCUAUACGACCACAGAGGGACCCUCCAGGCUCUGUUAUCCCAGGCAGAGAGGGCUCUGGGUGGGCAGCGAGCUCAGAGACUUGGGGUGCUGGCUCCUGGAGGUACGGAGGAGAUCACUCUGCUGCAAGGCUACGAGGUGACAGAGAGGAGUGUGCUGACCCCGGACUACAGGGAAUUCUGGGAGAAGCUGUGUGGCUGGGUCGUUCUACCUGAGGAGGGAGGAGGGUUGGACAUCUUCUGUCCCCUCGCAGCGUCUGGUGUGUAGAUCGAGAGAAUGGUUUAUUUUCAAAUUCAGAAAUGGCGACAUUACAUGGUCUCUCCCCCCUCUCUCCCCCCUCUCUCAGCCAGAGGAGUGCUGCUGGUCCAGUCUCUGUCUACUCUGACAGGGCUAGAGGUCUCAGCUCCUACUGGGAUGGCCACCGGAUGCUUCCAGAACAUCCUGAGUGAGUGGUCAUAUAGCAGUGGUGACUGGACCGGGGUUAGCGGUGUGUGUGCGUCCCCCCCCGCCCAGCGCUACGUGUGUGAGGGUGUGUUACAGGGAUGGAGCUGGCAGACCCAGUGGCUGGAGGAGGCUCUAGGAGCCCUGAGGGACCAUCUGGGGCCACAACUACCACGACUGAGUCUGGCCACCAGGGGACGAGUACUGGGUCAGUUUCUAUGGGAGGCGUUAGCUCUAGAUCAUCUGAGUGUCUCUAAGGAGGUGACUGUAGCUCUGACUGAGGGUCUCACAGCACUGCCAGCAGAGGAGACCAGACCUCUGGAGUUCCUCUCUCUCUUCCUGAGACGAUGGGGGGAGAAAAGGAAAGAUAUAAAUGGAGGAGAGAAGAGAGGAGUGGAUGAAGGAGAGGAAAGAAGAGGAGAGGAGACAGAAGGAGGAGAGAGGAGCUCUGUGUUUCUGACAGGACUCCUCAGUCCUAUCCCAGAGAUACAACAGGAGUGGCGUGGUGUAGUGGUGAGGGAGCUGUAUAUCAGUGAGUGUGUUUAUGUGAGGAGGCUGGAGACGGUGGUGAAGGUCUACCACGAUCCCCUGCUGUCAGCUCUUCAGUCUAACAGAGCCAUCCUCAGCUCCGCCCAUAUCAACAUGGUCCUCACACCUGUAGCACACAUACUGGACAUUAACAGGUUGUUUCUAUCAGAACUGGGGUCUAGAUUGCAGCAGUGGGAGGCUGAUCAGUGUGUAGCUGAUGUGUGUGUGAAAUUCUGCUCCAAACUCAGAGUGUACACCAACUACCUCAACAACUACCCUACUGCCCUACUCACCAUAGACAAGGGAAGUACAAUCUAUCUCUCUCUCUCUUGCAGAGAGAUGAACCCUGCUUUCCGAGCUUUCCUAAAGAGACAAGACAGAACCCUGGAGACACACAUGCUGAGUCUGCAGGAGCUGUUGCUGUGUCCAGUGUGGCGUAUGGAGGAGUAUGUAACUCUGCUGCAGGCGCUGUCUCUACACACAGUCUCUCAACACUCCGAUCACACACAGCUGUCUGGCGUAUUGGACAAACUCACCCACUACAGGGACUUCAUACGCAAGCUGAAGAGGAACUCAGAGAAAGCCACAAGGAUGCAGGAGACCCAGCAACAGAUCCGGGGCUGUCCAAACUUGUGUGAGGGGGGCAGACAGCUAAUCACCACUCAGGAUGCGGCUCUGCUUAAAUGCCCCAGUGAUGACAUCACAGCCUCACUCAGGAUGUAUGAACACGUUUCUGACGUGGGUCUGUUCUUGUUCAACGACGCAAUGGUUCUGACCGAGAGGAAUGUUUGUCACCGACCCUUCACACACACACACUGCGACACACACACCUUCCUGGCCUCUGUCGCCCUGCACAGCCUCACCCUCAGAGAGAUCACAGACACGCGCUAUGUGUGUCAUGGGUUUGUCCUGGAGGGUCCUAGUCGUGUGUGGGUUUGUGCUAUAGAGAGAGAGGAGGACAAGGAGAGGUUCCUUUGCACCCUGCGUUCAGCCAUACACACUGCCAUCACAGAAAGUUAGGGUAGAGAACCCUCACCAUAGACUCUCACUCACACACACACACACACACACACACACACACACACACACACACACACACACACACACACACACACACACACACACACACACACACACACACACACACACACACCAGUUUAGCCAGAUCACACCUGAAAAAGAGGGUUUUGACCUCAUUGGGACUUCCUGGUUUGAUACAACCCGUCAUUCUUCAAUCAACCACAAGGUGGCAGGAAAGAGGAUUUCUGCAACCAAAUAGUAUGAGUCCCAAUAAUGGCCAAGCUCCAAGGUUAAAUUUGACUGUAUCGUAAAAAUGUAUAAAACAUGUUCUUGAUUUAAGGUUAGGCAUAAGAUUAGCAGUGUGUUUAGGUUUAUGGUUAAAAUCACAUUUUAAGAACAUAUUGUAGAACUACACAGGGUUUCUGACUAGACAGAGUUCUAAAAUAUAGGGAUGACCUGAGAGUGACUUCACCAGAUAGUGUCUUCCUGAGAGUGACUUGGCCAGAUAGUGACUUCCUGAGAGUAACUUGACCAGAUAGUGACUUCCUGAGAGUGACUUGGCCAGAUAGUGACUUCCUGAGAGUAACUUGACCAAAUAGUGAUGACCUGAGAGUGACUUGGCCAGAUAGUGACUUCCUGAGAGUAACUUGGCCAGAUAGUGAUUUCCUGAGAGUAACUUGGCCAGAUAGGGACGACCUGAGAGUACUACCUUGGCCAGAUAGUGACGACCUGAGAGUAACUUGGCCAGAUAGUGACUACCUGAGAGUAACUCGGCCAGAUAGUGACGAUCUGAGAGUACUCCCAUGGCCAGAUAGUGACUUACUGAGAGUAACUUGGCCAGAUAGUGACGAUCUGAGAGUAACUUGGCCAGAUAGUGACGAUGUGAGAGUAACUUGGCCAGAUAGUGACGAUCUGAGAGUAACUAGGCCAGAUAGUGACGAUCUGAGAGUAACUAG
Oncorhynchus masou masou (cherry salmon) is the source of this 4045-nucleotide messenger RNA. RefSeq names its product epithelial cell-transforming sequence 2 oncogene-like. The record is from RefSeq and is a predicted model, not a curated record. Gene Ontology annotation, molecular function: protein binding; guanyl-nucleotide exchange factor activity. Lineage: Eukaryota; Metazoa; Chordata; Actinopteri; Salmoniformes; Salmonidae. The transcript is spliced from 20 exons.